Messenger RNA from Planococcus citri (citrus mealybug), 3644 nucleotides. RefSeq names its product myogenesis-regulating glycosidase-like. Gene Ontology annotation, molecular function: hydrolase activity, hydrolyzing O-glycosyl compounds. NCBI's taxonomy places the organism in Eukaryota, Metazoa, Arthropoda, Insecta, Hemiptera, Pseudococcidae. The transcript is spliced from 4 exons. Gene Ontology annotation, biological process: carbohydrate metabolic process. Bases 1547 to 3550 code for a protein of 667 amino acids. The record is from RefSeq and is a predicted model, not a curated record.
AAUGUUCACCCUUUCAUUUGGCAUGUUUGACACAUUGCCUACUUUCAUAUUUUAAGGGGCACAAUUUUUUGAAAAAAAAUAAAAUUUUUUCAUAUUUUUUGAUAGUUUUUUGUAGCUAAUCGACAGCGACUGGAAUGAAACUACCGCCUGUUAAAUAUUUAUGUAUCCAUGCUCUACUAAUUUAUGUACAACAACUUGCCUAUUUUUCUCAUUUAAGGGGCAAAAAAUUCAAAAAUAAUUAUUAUUUCACUCGUUUUAAAAAAUUUCUGCCCCUUAAAAUAAAAAAGUAUGCAAUAUGCUCAACAGCGGAAUUGAAGCGCAAGACAUACACACACAUGUACCAAUAGUCGUUCCCACCCGAGCACUCUUUCCUGCCAGCGUAACGCAUCGAAAAAACUGGUGUGGUGAAAUUCACCACCUUGUGGCAUUUAAGGGUUAACUAAUAAAAUUAAUUACCCGGGCAACCCCAAAAUAUGCUCUUAUUCGAGGUGAAAUAUUAAAAUUCCAAUUUAUUACCUAAGUAUUUUAUAUAAUUAUUUGGAGUGAAAUAUUGUCCAAAGUAUUCGAAUACCCGAAGCCAACUUUCAAAGUUAUUUCCUAUCAGCUUAUCAUGAUACCUACAAAUUGAUCGCAUUAAAAAUAAAAAUAAAAAAUACCGACUUUGCAGUUUCACGCAAAUACAAAUUAAAAAUCGAAUGUACAAUUUUUGGACAUUAUUCCCAUUCCAUGGAUCUCUUAAACAAACAAAAUUCCAGUCGAAUGUUUACUCAGUCUUUUUUUAAGUUGUUAAAGAGUCAAAUCAAAAAGUCAAGUAAUGACAUGAAUUUUUCAGAAUGAAAGAACAUGGUAUGCAACAUACACGCCAUCACGACUGGUGUUCUGGAUGGACACUUGUAGUCUCCAUGUCAACUAGUUAAUGUUUUAUCUUCAAAGUUCAAGUUUGAAAUUUUUAAAUUUGAAGACAUGAUUUCGAACUUUGAUCAUAGUUGUUCUUUUUUUUCAAACUAUGUGAACAGAUUUUCUCCAAGUGUAUCCAGUCUUCAGAUACUGUAUGUAUAUAGAUUUAGAGUUUUGCAAUUUUGUAAAAGAAGAAGAAUAAGAAAAAAAUUUGAAUAAAUUAUGAACCCUCACUCACUCCUUCGCCCUCCUUCGUCCUCAGAUGAUGGCACAGAAACAUGGGAUUCUUUAUACCAAACCACAUGGCCGGUGGCAAGAAGAGAAACUCGUAAAAACAAUGUUGAGGAUGAUCAGAGAACCCAAUGCACUUCAUUUUUGAUUUAAAAAACAAAAAAAAAACAUUUCAAAAAUGGUGAUAUUUUAGUUUGACGAAUCUAGAUUUGGUGAGAAAAAUUGUCACUUUCAUGUUAAGAAAUGCAAUUUUCAAAUUUUCAAAAAUUCAUCAAAAUUGAGAAAUCAAUUCAAACGGUUGAAAUUUUGUUUUUCAUUAUAAAAAAGUUCCUAUUCUCGUCUCACAACAAGCGAGAGAAAAUUAAAAUUUACCAAGUUGUUUACAUUCAAAAUUUUGAUUAUUUCAGGAAUUACCUCGAUGUAUUUACUCAUCAAUCUUCUGCUUGUAAUUUCGAGCAGUGUAAUUGCAUUCGAAGACAGAAUUAAAGUAGAAUCAAAUUACAUAUCUGUUAAAUAUGAACACGAAUUGAAAGGAGAAAAAUCAGGAUUCCAUCACUACAUCGACAUCGGAAUAUUCAACCACGUAGUUCCGGCAGAUUGUACAAAGGAUGCAGGUUCAUUCUGCAGACAAUGGGGUGAUUUCGCAAAACUCCAAAUUGCAAAAAAAGAUACGAGUAGCAAAUGUGAACGAUACGAGCUGACUACUAAAUACGAAAAACCAUUACAAGUACGUUUCAAUACAUCGAACGUUUAUUUGUACGGUGGUCCAGAGCAAAAUCUGCAGAGUUGGCCUGCAGACUUCAUCGAAUAUCAUAAAUAUCCCUACGUGACGAAUGAACUAGACAGUCAGGCUGUAUUAGAGCCUUUAUGGUUGGUCACCAAUGGCAUGUAUUUAUACGUCGAUCAAAACACGCCUUUGUUCAUAAGUCAAAACAAAAACGAACGAUAUUUCGACCUGAUUGCCUCCAGAGAGCCUCCUUAUGUAAGGAACAGUGGCGUAACUGAGCUGAAAUACACAUUGUGUAAAUUGGAUAACAUAAAGGAAGCUUAUAAACACGCUGUAGAUAACGUGCUAGGUAAACCGAGUGGCAUACCUGAUGAAAGAAUGGUAAGGUUUCCUAUAUGGUCAACUUGGGCUAAAUACAAGGCUAAAAUAAAUGCCAACACUGUGAUGGAGUAUGCGAACCUGAUCUCUGAAAGUGGAUUACCGAAUAGUCAGUUGGAAAUUGAUGACAAUUGGGAAACAUGUUAUGGCAGUUUGACCCCAAAUACGGACAAAUUCAAAGAUUUAAAGGGCUUAGUUGAAAAGCUGAAAAAAAUGAACUAUCGAGUAACCUUUUGGAUACACCCGUUUGUGAACUUGGAUUGUGAACCGUAUCACACCGAAGGAGUGAUAAAUGGAUAUUUUGUACAAAGCCCGGAUGGUUCAGUUUCAUCGAAGUGGUGGAAUGGACCAGCUAGCGUGAUUGAUUUCACGAAUCCCCAAGCCAAGAAAUGGUGGCACGACAGAUUGGAAAAAUUAAGAAAUGAAGCUGGCGUCGAUUCUUUUAAAUUUGACGCUAUUGAAAGUACUUUUCUUCCUCCGACCCCAUUAUUCCAUAAAAUGGAAGGAAAUCAUCCGGAAACUAAUUUAAAGCAUUAUAUCGAGGCGGCGGCUGAAUUUGGUCCCAUGGUAGAGGUACGAGAUGCGAGGGGCACUCAAAAACUUCCGAUUUUUGUGCGAAUGAUAGAUCGUGAAUCGAACUGGGAUGGACGUUUGGCACUUUCCACCGUGAUACCUACCUUGUUACAAAUGAAUAUUUUGGGAUAUCCUUUCGUGUUGCCUGAUAUGGUUGGAGGUAAUGGUUACAACGAAAUAAUAUCGGAUGAGUUGUUUACUAGAUGGUUGCAAGCUAAUGUCUUCAUGCCAUCGAUACAGUUUUCCUAUUUGCCCUCGGAUUAUGGAGAUUUGGGAAUGCGAAUGGGCAAAAAAUUCGUCGACUUACACGUACAAUAUUCAGAUAAAAUAAUAGAAGCGAUGAAAAAUUCAGUCAAAUAUGGUACUCCAGUUAAUCCUCCUCUGUGGUGGAUUGAUCCUACGGAUCCCGAAACCUAUCUAAUAGAUUCUGAAUUUUUAUUGGGUGAGGACAUCCUUGUGGCUCCUGUCGUAAAACAAGGAGCUCGAAGUCGAGAUAUAUAUUUACCCAAAGGGUAUUGGAAAGAUGAAGUGAGAAAAGAUGCUGAAAUAAUCAAAGGCCCUGUUUGGCUUUACAACUAUCCUGCUGAUAUCGAAGUGUUACCAUAUUUUACCAAAGUAUCGGCUCCUCCUCAUAAGAAAGAUGAUACGGAAAAUAAGAAAAGUCGUGCUGAUGUCACGAUGCCAACAUUGGGAUUGAUUUUUAUAACAUGUAUUUUUUGUCAGUUAUUAAACUUUAGAUCAUAGAGAGGUGAUAUUCUCGUGAAAUAAUCAUUAAAGUUUUCUUUUUUUAUUUUAAAAUUACUGAACAUGUAAGAAUUGUAACCAUCAAAAAUCAAUA